ACUUCUUGUGUGAUGCCGUUCCAGCACGGGACUCAUGGAGGCUGAACCUUUAUUCAGGAGUCCAUAGAGGCUACUGCAUUUUACUGAAGAUGUCUAACAGUAACACUACCCAAGAGACCCUGGAAAUAAUGAAGGAAUCGGAAAAAAAGCUGGUGGAAGAAUCCGUAAACAAAAACAAAUUCAUAUCGAAGACUCCAAGCAAGGAAGAAAUCGAGAAAGAGAGCGAAGAGACCAGCGUGCGCCAGGAGACGCAGCAGAGGCGGACGUCCAGCCAUAGUCACGCCAGGAAAAGAGCCAAGUCUAAUUCCAAGCUGAAGUUGGUACGCAGCCUGGCAGUGUGUGAAGAGUCCUCUGCCCCCUUUACUGACGGGCCACUAGAAACCCAGGACAUAAUUCAGUUGCAUAUCAGCUGUCCCUCUGACAAGGAGGAAGAAAAGUCCACAAAGGAUGUCUCUGAAAAAGAAGACAAGGACAAAAAUAAAGAAAAGGUUCCCAGGAAGAUGCUGUCUAGAGACUCCAGCCAAGAAUACACAGACUCCACUGGGAUAGACCUACAUGAGUUUCUUGUAAAUACACUGAAAAAGAAUCCAAGGGACAGAAUGAUGCUGCUAAAGUUAGAACAGGAGAUUCUGGAUUUUAUUAAUGACAACAAUAACCAGUUCAAGAAGUUCCCGCAGAUGACCUCGUACCACCGGAUGCUCUUACACCGGGUAGCUGCCUACUUUGGGAUGGACCACAAUGUCGACCAGACCGGGAAAGCCGUCAUCAUCAACAAGACCAGUAAUACGAGAAUCCCUGAACAGAGGUUCUCAGAACAUAUAAAGGAUGAGAAGAAUACAGAAUUCCAGCAGAGGUUUAUCCUCAAGAGGGAUGAUGCCAGCAUGGACCGAGAUGAUAAUCAGAUCAGAGUUCCAUUGCAGGAUGGAAGGAGGAGCAAGUCAAUAGAAGAGAGAGAGGAGGAGUAUCAAAGGGCCCGAGAGAGAAUAUUUGCCCGAGAGACUGGCCAGAACGGAUAUCUAAAUGACAUCAGACUCUCCAGAGAAGCCUUCUCUUCUAGCUCUCACAGGAGAAGGCAGAUUUUUAGGGGAACCCGCGAGGGGCCGAGCCGCGCCUCGAGCAGCCGCCAGAGCAGCACAGACAGCGAACUCAAGGCCCUGGAGCCCCGGCCGUGGAGCAGCACCGACUCGGACGGCUCUGUCCGGAGCACGCGACCCCCUGUCACCAAAGCCAGCAGCUUCAGCGGGAUCUCCAUCCUCACCCGGGGCGACAGCGUGGGCAGCAGUAAAGGCGGCAGUGCGGGCAGGGUCUCCCGGCCAGGUAUGGUGCUAGGCGCCCCAGAAGUGUGCAACCAGGUCACCUCAUCCCAGUCUGUCCGGGGCCUUCUCCCUUGCACUGCCCAGCAGCCACCGCCGCCGCCCCCGCCGCCGCCCCCGCCCCCACAGCAGCAGCAGCAGCCGCCGCAGCUUCCCGCGCUCCCACCUGCGCCUCAGCAGCAGCCGCCGCUGGGCAAUCACCUGAUCUCGCAGCCAGCCCCGGCUCUGCAGCCCUCUCCGCAGCCGGUCCAGUUCUCGCCAAGUUCCUGUGCCCAGGUCCUCCUGCCGGUCUCUCCACCCCAGCAGUACAACAUGGCGGAUGACCUCAGCAGCCCCUUUGGACAAGUGAGCCUGGGCCGCCAGGGCUCCGCAGAAGCAGCAGACCAGCCCUCCGCUCUGCUGCAGGCCCCGCUCCUCGCGCAGCACCCCCAGCAGGCCGGCUUCCUCGUGACCCCUGCGGGACAGCCCCUCCCCACUCCCAGCUACUCGGCCUCUGGCCACCCGCCUGCCCAGCAGGUCCUGCCGCCCCAGGGCUAUCUCCAGUCCCCUCAGCAGAUCCAGGUUUCUUACUACCCCCCUGGACAGUACCCUGACUCCGGCCAGCAGUACCGCCCCCUCUCUCACCCGGUGGCCUACAGCCCCCAGCGUGGCCAGCAGCUGCCUCAGCCCUCGCAGCAGCCUGGUCUACAGCCCGUGAUGCCGAGCCGGCAGCAGGCGGCCUACCCAGGCGUGAUCGGGGUCCAGCAGCCGCAGAGCCAGGGCCUGCUCAGCAGCCAGAGGAGCAGCCUGGGGGGGCAGAUGCAAGGCCUGCUGGUCCAGUACACCCCACUGCCUUCCUACCAAGUCCCGGUGGGCAACGACUCGCAAAACGUGGUGCAACCGCCUUUCCAGCAGCCCCUGCUGGUCCCUGCGAGCCAGUCCGUACAAGGGGCGCUCCCGGCGGGGGGCGUCCCCGUGUACUACAGCGUGAUCCCUCCAGCUCAGCAGAACGGUACGAGCCCUUCCGUGGGAUUUCUGCAGCCGCCUGGCUCUGAACAGUACCAGAUGCCUCCGUCUCCCUCUCCCUGCAGCCCACCACAGAUGCCACAGCAGUUCUCAGGAGUGUCACCUUCUGGACCAGGUGUGGUGGUCAUGCAGCUGAAUGUUCCUAAUGGACCCCAGGCCCCCCAGAACCCACCCAUGGUCCAGUGGAGUCACUGUAAAUAUUACAGCAUGGAUCAACGGGGGCAGAAGGCUGGAGACCUGUACAACCCUGACAGUGCCGCCCAGGCCGGCGCGCAGCUGGGCAGCAGCCCUGGCACAUCCCCCACACAGUCUCCAGCGCCCUCGCCGGCCACCAGCCUCAGCAGCGUCUGCACAGGACUCAGCCCCCUGCCCGUCCUCGCUCCAUUCCCCCGGCCCGGGGGCCCAGCACAGGGUGAUGGGCGCUGCCCCCUUCUGGGCCAGCCCCUGCAGUACAGCCUCUCCAUCUGCCCGCCCCUGCUCCACGGCCAGGCAGCCUUCUCGCCGCACCAGGGACAGAGCGGGCUGAAGCAUGGACACCGGAGCAGGAGGCAAGCGCUCAAGUCCGCGUCCACUGACCUCGGGACGGCGGACAUUGUCCUGGGGCGGGUGCUGGAGGUGACAGAUCUCCCCGAGGGCAUCACCCGCACAGAGGCGGACAAGCUCUUCACCCAGCUCGCCAUGUCUGGUGCCAAGAUCCAGUGGCUCAAGGACGCUCAGGGGCUGCCCGGAGGGGGCGGGGGGGACGGCGGGGGGACUGCCGAGAACGGCCGCCACGCCGACCUCGCCGCCUUGUACACCGUGGUGGCCGUGUUCCCCAGCCCCUUGGCCGCCCAGAACGCCUCCCUUCGCCUCAACAACUCCGUGAGUCGCUUCAAACUUCGAGUGGCCAAAAAGAACUAUGACCUGAGGAUCCUGGAGGCCCCUCAGCUGGAGGUGCCCCUGGCCUGCCACAGCCCUGCGCUCCAGGACGGUUGGAGAAAUGGGAAAGGAGCCGCCGGCACCCCAGACCCCAGAGCCGCGGCAAGUUCCUGGCGCCGACGGGGCAGUGGCCAGCGGCCCUCAGCUGCGGCGGGCCAGCGCUCGGCCUGGCAGAAGGAGGGCGAAGGGUCCACGUGUUCCCUGAUUCGCUGCUUCCUGCCCUGGCCGGCGAUCGCGGUGGAUGGUCGCUGGAAGGCGCGAAAGCACGGCCGGCCCAAGGCGGCGGCGGCCGAGGAGUCGGCCUGUCAUUUCAACUCUGACACCAAGCACGCGGCCAGGCGGUCUACAGCUCCCACCGCAGCUGGUUGA
This is a messenger RNA of Condylura cristata (star-nosed mole), 3605 nucleotides long. It is a transcript of the gene R3HDM2, whose product is annotated as R3H domain containing 2. Gene Ontology annotation, molecular function: nucleic acid binding. The record is from RefSeq and is a predicted model, not a curated record. Lineage: Eukaryota; Metazoa; Chordata; Mammalia; Eulipotyphla; Talpidae. The transcript is spliced from 27 exons. Bases 90 to 3605 code for a protein of 1171 amino acids.